Messenger RNA from Parnassius apollo (apollo), 915 nucleotides. Lineage: Eukaryota; Metazoa; Arthropoda; Insecta; Lepidoptera; Papilionidae. The record is from the annotation of a GenBank genome assembly.
AUGCAUCGAUUUUUUGCUGAGCUGGAGCCAUCUGUAACCGUCACCGAGCAAAACCUGGCAGACCGAGUUCGGUAUAUCUUGCGCUCAAAUACAUUUGAUGUUACCGAACUCGAACGGCUACGACGUGAGGCUGUUCCUACAUCGGGUAAAAAUGCUGCGGCUGAGGAUGCGGCGCCACAACUUGCUGAGCAAACGGCAAAUGUGGAUGCCGCCGUGAACACGCCAGUUGUGGUUGAUUCAGACGAUGAUGGAACAGUCGCCCAGGAACUGGAACUAGAGCAAAUGAGGAGUACAUUGGAAGAGGCGAUUGUGGAAACGCGCAGUACGCCUCUCGAAAAUCGACCGCGACUUCCCUGCGUAGCCCUAAGCAAGCGGAAUCGGGCUGUCGUGAGGGCUCUCAACCCAAUGCUGGUUACCUAUUUGGAAGCCAGCCGGGACCUUUGUGAGACGGACUCAAUUCUUUUUGGCGCCGCACUGGCAGUCUGCCGUAUUAUAGGAGCCAAACUUUCCACGGCUGGACGCGCUACUGGACAAACUAGUGCUAUCCCAACCUGGAGAAUAAGAAUUGAAGAACGUAUCGCAAAGGCUAGGGCCCUCAUCGGCAGACUGAUAUGCUUCAGGUCAGGCAAUACCAGGCCAAGGAUUGUGCGCACCGUCAGGAUGGCGUUUGCUGGGACAAAUGUUAGUUUGUCCCAGCCGGAUAUAAUGCAAAAACUGACGGAGCGCAUAGACGACCUGAAGCAAAGAAUCGCUGCUUGGGGAAAGCAGAUUCGGCGAUAUACCGAGAGGUUGACACGGUCCAACCAGAAUCGUCUCUUCCAGAGUGAUCAGAAGAGGCUCUAUAAAUCAUUGGCAAUAUAUAAUCGACCAAUAGAAAACGAAGAUGGGGUAAUGUCUUACGCAAACGUAACUUGA